Messenger RNA from Hyla sarda, 4779 nucleotides. It is a transcript of the gene VPS16, whose product is annotated as VPS16 core subunit of CORVET and HOPS complexes. Gene Ontology annotation, molecular function: actin binding. Gene Ontology annotation, cellular component: endosome; HOPS complex; cytoplasm. The record is from RefSeq and is a predicted model, not a curated record. Gene Ontology annotation, biological process: intracellular protein transport; endosomal transport; vacuole fusion, non-autophagic. Bases 395 to 2902 code for a protein of 835 amino acids. The transcript has 24 exons. NCBI's taxonomy places the organism in Eukaryota, Metazoa, Chordata, Amphibia, Anura, Hylidae.
GCGUAUGGCACUUUUCACGGCUUGGAAAAUACUUUACGUGUGAUUGGAAAAUCACCUACGUUGGCCAGCGUAGUGCUGCGCAUGCGCUCUUAGUUUUCUACGAGUCGUAGAAAACUUUACAUCACCGGUCCUACCACACAGCACAUUCCCUCUUCUAGCAACAGAUUCCUCAUACACUAAGCCACCAGCCUUUGUACCAUUCAUUAUAAAGCAGACACACGGAAGUUUUAUUACCCCUUCACUAUCGACAAUUCCAGCGGAAGUAUACACUGAUAGUGAAAGAAAGCACGUGACUGUCAAAUGCGCUUAAUCUAAUUGGUCGACUGGCUUAGUCAUAUGACUCCAGCUUCCCGGUGAUUUUAGGCAUUAUUCUGACGGAGAAACGUCUUUCAGUAUGGAGUUCUGCACAGCUAAUUGGUAUCCUAUGGGUGACGUGUAUUAUCGAAAAUUUGAUCUGUACCAAAUGGAAUGGAAUAUCAAAGAAGAGUUCAAAGAUUGCCUUGUAGCUGUUGGCCCAUAUGGAGGACCAAUAGCCCUAAUGAAAAAUUAUUUGUCAAGGGCCAGUAGUUCAAGACCUGUGUUGGAGAUUUAUUCAGCAUCUGGUGUCCUUUUAUCCAGUAUGCCUUGGAAAAGUGGACAAGUUGUACACCUGGGAUGGUCUGUUUCUGAAGACCUAAUCUGCAUUCAGGAAGAUGGAACUGUGUUAGUAUAUGACAUAUUUUGUGCAUUCAAGCGUAACUUCAGCAUGGGAAAUGAAGUUAAGCAGAACCAGGUUCAAGAAGCUAAGAUAUUCCAUUCUGAAUACAGAACUGGCAUCGCAAUUUUAACUGGAGCAUUGAAAUUCACCAUUGCAUCAAAUAUUGAAGAAUUAAAAUUGCGCAGAAUGCCAGAUGUUCCAGGUGCUAAAGUGUCACCUUCUUGUUGGACAGUACUCUUACAGGAUCGAAUGACAUUAAUUUUACUAGCCAUAGGCAAAGAAUUGUUCCUCUUGGACAACACAGCCUGUUCUGUUAUAACCCUACCUGGAUUAAGCCCUCCAUCCGGAACUUACCUGCAUAUGUCAAUGUCAUUUAAUUACAAGUAUCUAGCAAUCUUUACAGAUAGUGGUUACGUAUGGAUGGGAACUUCAUCACUGAAGGAAAAACUUUGUGAUUUGACAUCAGACAUAAGGCAGCCACCAAAACAGAUGUCUUGGUGCAUUCGACCACGAAGUAAACAAGUUGCUGUUGUUGUCCUAUGGGAAAAAGUGCUGCUUGUUGCUGGACCGAAAGAGAACAUAUUAUUUCCUUUGGAUGAGGAAACCUUCAUUGUCUCUGAACUUGAUGGAGUCAGACUUAUCUCUCAUUCUACACAUGAAUUUCUUCAUGAAAUCCCAAAGGCUACUGAAGAAAUUUUCAAAAUAGCUUCAAUGGCCCCAGGUGCACUUUUGAUGGAAGCACAAAAAGAAUAUGAGAAAGAAAGCCAGAAGGCUGAUGACUAUCUUCGUGAGAUAAAGGAUCAAAACCUGCUUCCUGUAGCUGUAUCAAAAUGCAUUGAAGCAGCUGGUUAUGAACAUUCAACAGAAAUGCAAAAAGCUUUGCUUAAGGCUGCAUCAUUUGGAAAAUGUUUUCUAGAUUCAUAUUCGCCUUUAGAUUUUGUUACAAUAUGUCACGAUCUCCGUGUACUUAAUGCAAUCAAUGAUUACCAGAUUGGCAUACCUUUGACUAUUGUUCAAUAUAAACAACUUACUAUUCCAGUUCUUCUAGACAGAUUAGUUUUGAGAAGACUUUAUCCACUUGCUGUUAAAAUUUGUGAACACCUAAAGAUUCCAGAAUUUCAAGGUGUCAGUCGUAUUUUAGCUCAUUGGGCAUGUUACAAGGUUCAACAGAAAGAGAAAUCAGAUGAAGAAGUAGCCCAAGCUAUUAAUCAGAAACUCGGUGACACUGCUGGGAUUUCUUAUUCAGAGAUUGCUUCAAAAGCAUGUGACUGUGGAAGAACAGAACUGGCAAUCAAACUGUUGGAAUAUGAGCCGAAGUCUGAGGAUCAGGUACCUUUGCUUUUGAAGAUGAAGAGAAGCAACCUUGCUCUUGGCAAAGCUAUUGAAAGUGGAGACACUGACCUUGUUUACACUGUUGUGUCGUAUAUGAAACACGAGUUCAACCGUGGAGAUUUCUUCAUGACCCUGCAGAACCACCCUAUUGCUCUCAGUUUAUAUAGACAGUUUUGCAAGCAUCAGGAGCCUGAGACUCUAAAAGAUCUAUACAAUCAAGAUGAUAAUCAUUUGGAACUUGGAAACUUUCAUGUUCGUUCAAGCUAUUACACAGAAAAGAGUGUUGAAGGCCGUGUUGCAGAGCUGCAGAAUGCUGUGGAUGAGUACAGUAAAGCAAAAAAUGACCUGGCUGCUAAGGUUACGGAGGACCAAGUCAAAUUGCUAAGAAUUCAGCGUUCUCUUCAAGAAAAACAUGAUAAAUCUUAUUUAGAUCUUUCAUUACAUGAUACCAUCUAUAGUCUGAUUGUUGAUGGUAUGCAAAAAAAGGCUGAUCAGCUUUAUAAAGAAUUUAGAAUCCCCGAUAAAAGGUAUUGGUGGCUGAAAAUAUCUGCACUGGCAGAAAAGGAGGAUUGGGAAGAGUUAGAGAAUUUUUCAAAAAGUAAAAAAUCCCCAAUAGGAUAUCUGCCAUUUGUUGAAAUAUGUAUGAAACACCGAAACAAAUUUGAAGCAAAGAAGUACGUUACCCGUGUGAGCCCUGAGCAAAGGGUAAAAGCUUUUCUUUUAGUUGGAGAGUUGGAUCAAGCUGCAGAAGCUGCAAUUGAACAUAAAAAUGAAAAUGAAAUGAACAUGGUCCUGUCAAAAUGCUCCUCUGUCACUGAUUCUUUAGCAGCAGAAAAGAUUGAGCGUGCCAAGGCACUGAUACUUAAGAAGUAAUUUAACCUAAUAAAGAAAACCCCUGUCAUUGCACAGUCUGUUCAUGACCCCACCACUGCGCACUGCAUAAUUUCCGCUUGUGGAAAUUCCAUGCGGAGAUUCCGUGUGCAGCAGGCCGCUGGAAUGCUAUGACCACACAAACAUGUGCCGUCCACAUUGAUGGCAAUGCAGUUCUGGGCGGAAUUUUGCAAAAACAAUGUUACAAAGUCCAGAAUUGGAAUUUUCACAGUGGAAAUUCAACAGUAUGCACGGUGAGGCAGAAUCCCAUAUAAGACAGUGGGAGGUGGCUACAUUGGAAUCUCCACCCAGAAUUUCUCUGGACGGAAAUUCUGUAGUGUGCAUGAACUAAGGUUAUGUUCACAUGGCGUAAAAUGUGCAGAAUGUCCACACGGAAAACGUGUGGACACUCCGCACACAUGAAUAAUCUGGUGGGCAUAGACGGCAAUGCAUUUCCAAACGAAAUCUGCAAGAAGAAUAGAAAAGUCUAUUCUUUUUUGCGGACGCAGGAAUUUUCACAGUGUGAACGGUGCAGCACAAUCCCAUUGAAUUCCUGCGGAAUUCCACAUGAAAAUUCCAUUGUGUCAACAUAUCCUAAUGGUAUGUUCACACAGAGGAAGUUCUGCAGAAAUUCUGUGUCUGCAUUCAUUUAGCCGAAUUUUGUGUGUGUUUUUUUAUUUUUCUGCAUUUGUGGAAUCUGUGCAGAAUUAUAUGCAGAGUUUCCUUUUAAAAUUCUACAGGAUUCCAUAUUACACUUAUAAAAGUGGGAACAUAAUGUUAGUUACAUUCCAAUUCCACACUUUCUGCAGAAAUCCAAGCCCCAUUGACUUCAACAGGAUUCCUCUGUAGAAUUCUGCAAAAUUAGAAGACAAGACAUAUUUUUUGCAGAAAUCUUGAAAUUCUGCUGUGUGAAUGGGACAGCAGAAUCCCAUUGAAGUGACUAGGUAAUUAAUUUCUGCGGAAUUUACUGUGGAAUUUUCAAGUGGAGAUUCUGCCAUGUGAACAUAGCCUAAGAGUGAUGAAUUCAUAGCAAAGAUACAUAAACAUUACUGUUUUAUUUUAUAGCGAUAACAUACAAUGUAAUGAAAGCCAGUGCCAAUUGGGAAAUGAGCGAAAUAUAUCUGAAGACAUGCUGUAUGAACUGAAGAUAGAGGGAAGGAGAAAAGAAGUAAAUAGUGUAAGGGUCUAUCCACAUGGCAGAAUUUCCGCACAUCAGCACCAAUUCCGCUUGUGGUUUCUGGCUUGUGAGGAUUUUGUGAACAAUUGAUGCGGAAUCUGCAUGCGGAAAUUCAGAAGUGUGAAUGGGAGUGCGGAUUCCCAUAGAAGUCUAUUUGGCUUUAAUUUGAGGCAGAAUCUGUCCCUUAGGGUCAAUUCACACGGCAGAAUUUCCGCAUGCAGAAUUCCGCAUGUAUUCAGCCUUAAAUAAAAGCCAAAUAGACUUUUAUCGGAUUCCACACUCCCAAUCGCAAUUCUGAAAUUUUGCAUACGGAUUCCGCAUGGAUUCCACACUGAUUCUGUGCCAAUUCCACACUAAAUCCGCACAAGCCAGAAACCACCCAAAUUAAUGCGGAAGUGGAAUUGGUGGGGAUGUGUGGAAAUUCUGCCAUGUAAAUAGAGCCUUACUUUACUUGCGAUCUCCCUUACCAUCUUACCCAUGUGCAAAAUAAUUUGAAUUUCUCCACACCUGAUGUCUUAUUCGUUGAAACAGGGUCCAUACCCAUUAAAGGGGUACUCCGGUGCUUACACAUCUUAUCCCCUAUCCAAAGGAUAGGGGAUAAGAUGCCUGAUCGCGGGAGUCUCGCAGCUGGGGACACCCGGGAUCUUGCACGCGGCACCCCUUUUGUAAUCAGUCCCUGGAGCGUGUUCACUCCGGGACUGAU